AUGAGGCCAGCUCCCCUGGAGGAGGAAGACUGCCUUCCGUACACCCUUCCGUCUGGUCCCCAUUCGACCAUCAAACCCGACCUCUCAUACGCGGCUAUCAUCGGACAAGCUAUCUUGGCCUCCCCGAUCCAUGCUCUGGCGCUACAAGAUAUCUAUGAGUUCAUCACCACUGUCUACCCCUACUACAAACGUGGUGAACCUACCUGGAUGAACUCUGUCCGACAUGCCCUGAGUACUAUGGCGGUAUUCCGUAAAGUUCCGCGGGACAGGUCUGAGGGGAAAAGCUUGUGGGCCGUCUGGGAUUGCGACCUUCCUUGCUUUGAAGGCGGCGGGUUCAAGAAAAUUCUGUGCGCGGACAUGAUGAACAGCGCCCCAACCUCCAAAGCCUCCAAGAAGCGCGCGGCCGACGAGUCGGGUGGUUCGAAAGUGAAGCGCAGGAAGACUGUCGAGCAGCCAAGCGACGACACUCAUCCCCUCCCGGUAAUGACACCUGCGCCGAUGCUGCCACCAUACUUCCCCCAUGUCACUCCCGCUAAUCCCUACCACCAGCCCUACUAUCAGCUUGCUUGUUCUCAGCAACAACUUCCUGCUGACGUGCUGUUCCCCCCUUUACCACCCUCCUCCAACUAUCACCGCGUCAUUUCUCGGGCUGCGUCCAGUUCAACCUCGCUGAACUCUACACAUAGCCAUCUAGGCGUCGCCUCGACGUCAAGUGGUGUCCUCCCUCUUACCACUUCACCUAUCGAGCGACCACCGUCGUCCUCCUCAGUGCCGGAGCUGGUUGCGAGCCAUAGCUCUUCUUCGAGUCCGGCACUGUCCUCACAACCAAGCUUGCACGACGAGGGCUCGCGCGAUCCGUCUCCUGUCGUGGCGUCGGCGUCUCCUAGCAUGCAGGGACCGAUCGAGGAUCCGGAUGCGCUGUGGUUGCAAUCCGACGCCCCUGGUCCGUCCCAACCGGCGGCACCCUCGAAGUCGAACAAGAGAGACCUCGGUAAAGGCAAGGCAAGGGCAGAGGGCAGCACUGCCAAGAAGCGUUCUAAGCCAAUGCCAGUCCUCCCUCCUCCUCCAUCUCCUACACUGGAGAGGCGAGCCGCGGCUACUACUCGGUAUGGCUUCCGGACCCCCCAGAAGAAGGCUGGGAAGAGCAACCCUACGAAGACCAGUCCUCCGUCUAACUCACAUGCGGUCGUAGCUCCGGUCAUUGCGCGUCCUGUCACGCCUCCAUCCAUGACUGCGAGUGUGGAAGAGAUCAUGCGCGCGAUGGAGGAACAUGCGGCGUCUGGCCGAUCAACGCGUUCUCCCUCUCCGUUGUCCGAGGUAGAAGUGACCACGAUGGUUACCUCUGCAUACUCCGAUGUCGAGGAAACAGACGAAAGGCCCUCGACUCCCGAGUAUCCACCCUCAUCGUCCUUGCCAUCUACUCCUCCACAACGCCUGGAAGACCUCGAGGCGGAACUGUUCAACUUCUCCCCGUUCAAGUCACCACGCAUGCGUGCGUUUUCAAGGCACGGCAUGUCCCCCGCUUUCAUCGACCAGAGCCACGCUCCGAUCCCAUCUCUAUACUCGUCUCGCGCUCCAUACCUCCGCCCGGACGAUGUCGAUGACCUACUUGCCAGCGAGGCAGGUCCCUCUACCGCACGUUCGCCGAUAGAUAUACCUAGGACGCCGAAGAAGACGCCUUUGCAGCGGCCCUCGAGUUCGCGCUCCAACCCACGGCCCGUUUCCCCGUUCGGAACACCUUCUCGUGGAACUCGCAGCGCGUUCGACGACGAUUUUGCGAGCUUCUUCCAGAGCCCUGGGGGCUCCAGCCUCUUCGACCCGUUCUUGCCUGGGCUAUCCAAGUCACCCGUCCUGUAUGGCCUGCAGAGCCCCGGGUUCGGCGGGCAGUACUGAGAGCCCGUCCCGGCGUCGCGAACGGGAUGGCACACUCGGGACCAUCCGCAUAUCACUGGUUGCUUUCUUGGCUAUCUUUUUUUCGUUCAACGUGUUAAUGACUUUUAUGACCUGUAAUGUCUCCCUACCUCGGCCUCCCGGCCAGUAUCGCCCUACGUUAUCCACCUAUUCUUAUUGGCUUCGGAUGUUCCGAUCAUACAUGGACACUGUCGUUCUGUGCUAGACGGGACUCCAUCCGCCAUUCACGGCUUCGCAUAUCUGCUUGCCCACGUCUCCGUACAUACUGUCUCGACCCCCAUAUCAUGCUGCCUCACACGAC
This is a messenger RNA of Trametes versicolor FP-101664 SS1, 2212 nucleotides long. RefSeq lists its product as uncharacterized. The coding region runs from base 1 to 1893 and encodes 630 amino acids. NCBI's taxonomy places the organism in Eukaryota, Fungi, Basidiomycota, Agaricomycetes, Polyporales, Polyporaceae. The record is from RefSeq and is a predicted model, not a curated record. Gene Ontology annotation, molecular function: RNA polymerase II cis-regulatory region sequence-specific DNA binding; DNA-binding transcription factor activity, RNA polymerase II-specific. The transcript has 2 exons. Gene Ontology annotation, biological process: cell differentiation; regulation of transcription by RNA polymerase II; anatomical structure morphogenesis.